Penicillium canescens is the source of this 1728-nucleotide messenger RNA. Its product is annotated as gamma-glutamyltransferase family protein. Gene Ontology annotation, biological process: glutathione catabolic process. The coding region runs from base 1 to 1728 and encodes 575 amino acids. The transcript has 7 exons. Gene Ontology annotation, molecular function: glutathione gamma-glutamate hydrolase. Gene Ontology annotation, cellular component: plasma membrane. NCBI's taxonomy places the organism in Eukaryota, Fungi, Ascomycota, Eurotiomycetes, Eurotiales, Aspergillaceae. The record is from RefSeq and is a predicted model, not a curated record.
AUGAUGGGACUCAAUAUCCUGCGUUUGGUCCUGACUUGCUUUGCUGUCUACCGACUUGCCUUUGGGUACUCCUUUGAUCUGAACGUGACAUCUCAGACAGGAUUUAAUGGUGCAGUGGCAUCUGAAAGCGAGCCAUGCAGCCAUGCAGGAACUGCAAUGCUAAAGAAGGGUGGAAAUGCUGCUGAUUCAAUCGUUGCUACGGCUCUUUGCGUUGGAGUCGUCGGGUUGUAUAAUAGUGGUAUCCAUGGUGGUGGAUUUGCCCUCAUUCGGUUGCCCAACAACACCUACGACAUGAUCGACUUUCGUGAGCAGGCACCCGGUUCUGCGAGUGAAAACAUGUUUGUAGGCAACAAGUGGGGCUCGAUGAUUGGAGGCAACGCUUCAGCAGUUCCUGGACAAUUACGUGGUCUUGAUCGUAUCUUGAGAAAGUACGGCACGAUGGAUUGGCCAACAGUCACAGCACCAGCGAUCGAAGUGGCUGAACAAGGAUUUAUAUUCGGCCAUGAUAUGCAGUUUUUGAUAAACUGGACUCGGCAAAAUAUGCAACCUGCGGAUAUUGAGCCGAAUUUCUGGUUUGAGGAUCCAGCCUGGACGCCAGACUUUGCCCCUGGCGGAGUGCCCGUCAAACGGGGUGAAUUGAUAAAACGGAAAAGAUACGCUAAGACGCUGCGAACCAUUGCGCAAACCAAUACGACCGACUUUUACAACGGUUCCAUUGCUCGAAGCAUGGUACAGACCAUUAAAAAGGCUGGAGGUAAUCUGACAAUGCAGGAUCUCAAAGACUACUCAAUCGUCGAACGAACCCCAAGACACGUCCAAUACCGGGGAUAUAACGUGACAAGCACUGUUGCUCCCAGCAGUGGAUCGGUCGUGCUCAAUAUUCUCUCGGUUCUGAACAACUACAAGGAUUUCUUCACACCGGCCAAUAUGACCGAUCUUAGCACUCAUCGAAUGGUUGAGGCUAUGAAAUUUGGAUAUGCUUACCGAAACUCUUUUGGAGAUCCAGGAUUCGUUCCAAAUAUCACUGACCUUGAGGACGUCAUGUUGUCCCAUGACAGAACUCAGAGCAUUUUCCAUGGCAUCGAUGAUCGGUACACUCACCUCAACGUGAGUGUGUACAACCCUGAUCACAAGUGGACUCCAGAAUCAGUGGGUACAUCCCAUAUGGUCUCAGCCGACAAAUCAGGUCUAACCAUCUCCCUCACGACAACGGUGAAUCUUCCCUUCGGCAGCCAAAUCAUGGACCCCAUAACCGGUAUUGUCAUGAAUUCACAGAUGGAUGAUUUCUCCACCCCAAACACCACCAACGACAAGGGCUACAUAGCAAACCCAAACAACUUCAUUAAACCAGGAAAACGUCCUCUGUCAUCUAUUGCGCCGAUCAUUAUAACUCGCCCUGAUGGUCAAGUGGCUUAUGUCACUGGAGCCGCUGGCGGAAGUCACAUUCCUUCUACCGUGCUUCAGUCGGUGAUGUACGCACUAGACCAGCAUCGUUCUCCCAGUGGCGCCCUGGCUGCUCCACGUCUGCAUCACCAACUCGACCCGAACGUCCUAGAAGCCCCUACGUCAUAUAACAACGAAACAGUAAAAUUCCUUCAAGAUAAGGAGCAUGUGGUCGAGAGAAAAGAUAUUGAGAGUUGGGCACAAGCGAUUGGUCGAUCUGAGAAAGGCGAAUUUACGGCUGCGUCGGAGCCAUUUCAACAUGAGUCUAAUGCUUUCGCGAUCUAA